CCGUUGCACCCGACGAUUUUGCGCGUCCUAACCGGCCCCGGUGACGGUUUUCUUGCCGCGCGGAUCCGUCGCGUGAGUCAUCCGCGCGUAUUCGUUCCGUUGCGAUACUUCCGACAGGAAAGCGUAAUUACGAUCGCGGUGUAAUUAAUUCUACGAUCGUUUUCCUUCAUGAUCGCGCCCGGCGGAAUUCUUAUGCAAAUCCUUGUAGAUGAAAUCGAGAUAACGAGAGUCGAGGAUUGAAAGUAUAUGAAUUCAGUAGCAAUUUUAGAAAUUUAUAUAAGCAUAUUAUUAAACUGUAUAGAAACUACUCUUUCAAAUCACUGAUUACGUUAACGUUUUCGUUUUUAUAAGUUCGAGACUACUCGAUGAGUUACAAAUGAAACACUGAAGACUGACUUCAAACAGGUAGUUAUACCGGAAACAUGUAUUACAUAAUUCUUAGAAUUAACACGCAGAAUGUUAAGAAUGAUAUUAAAUAAUCAUUGAUAAUCUAUAAUACUUACUCACAAAUCGCGCAGAAUCUACCGGGUAUUAACGAGAAAGAUAUAAGCGAUAAUGUUUGAUAAUAUUGAAUUGACAUAAUGAACACUGUCAGAAACGUGGACAAUAAUUUAUUAAGAAUGUCGGUUGUCGCGGAGCUAACGUUCAGCUCGUACGAGUAAAAGGCACACGGAGAACUGGUUUGCGAUUUGUCAGAGGGAAACAGCGCGGACAAUGAUAACAGCUGUAUAGGAAUCGAAAUUAAAAAGAUUAAUCCCGAUUAAAUUCAAUUCGAAAUUCCUACUUGGCGGUUCGCGCCAGCAAUUCUUGGGUCCCGUGAAGAACAUUUGAAGAACGCCCGAUCGUAAACAGAACAGAGACACCGUUGGUAGGACAGAGAAGAUCACGAUUGUCGAGCGACAGAAAUAUCGCUCGGAAAUCGUUAGCGCGAAGCGUUUCUAUCAGUCUCUCUCACAGAGUCUUUGACUCGCGCACGUAAUUAACUCGGAUGGAAUGCCGGAGGAAAUACAAAACAGUGCCGUGUGUCCUUUCACGAUAUGCUGUUGGAUAUUGUGCCACCUUGCCUAUAUAACGAUAGACCUGCUGGUGCAAGUGUCGGUGCUGAAAGAGGAGAAACGGAAUCUCCUGCGACAAGUGGACGAGCUGAGCAAGACGAACGCCCGGAACGACACCGCGUUGCACAGGCACCGCAGCCAGUCGUUCUCGGAACAGCGGGUGUCCCAGCGAAAUCUGAAGAACGCCAUGGUCCCGACGCCGACCAGGGACAUGGGAACGAUGUGCGGCGUUAUGACACGGGACGUUGGCGUCUCGCACCAGCAGGUUCGAACCCGAGACGUGGGCAUGAUAACGAGCACCCCGAUAAAACGAUCGCUGCAGAGGAGUCGUUUGCAGAUCGAAGAAAUCGUACCUGAAAUAAAAGACCACAGCUCGUUGUCGUACGACCGAUCGACCUCGAGCCUGGACAAGUUCUAUUCGAGCGACUCGCGGGACAGCUGGAAGUCAACGUUGACCCGCAGCCAGCUGAUGUACGAGGAGAUCGCGCCGGAAGUGAGGAUGAUGGACCGUUUGAGGCGCAGCCCACUUCAAACCGAAUCGAUACCGCCGACCAGUCCGAAGCUCGUCCGAGAUGCUAAAAAGUUUCGCGAUGUCGGCAUCAACACGAGGAGCAAAUUGAAGGAUCUCGUGGUCAGCCAGUUCGUGAUCGAGGACAUCGCGCCGGAAGCGAAGAAGGAGAUCAAGAAACGAUCCCACGGGACAGCCACCGUUCUAACGAUGAAGGACGUGCUGACGAAAGAGGACGUCGCGAUCAUCGUCGACGACGCCCUCAGGAUGUACAAGAGUACUCUGAUCAAGGACACCGUUUCCAAGGGCUGCCAGUGUACACCGGAACCUCCGAAACCCGUCGAGAAGCGAGAUCAGUUCGUCCAGGCGUCGGAGCCGUUUAAAAUGAGGGCGAAUGUGGGGGUGACAGUGAAGCCGAGGGUGUCUGAAAUUGGCAUCGAAGUGAGAACCGGUCCUGGAACGAGGACCAUUGCGGUUGGUCCCGAUCCAUUGGCCGCGCAGCCUAUAUCCCUGCACUCGUUGAACUCGAGGAGCUAUUCGUUCAAUUACGGCGACACCAAGGUGAAGAGGAAAGCUACCAGGUCGGUCAGCGUGAUGGUCGACGAUCUAGUGAAAACGACCGUGAAGAGCACCGACACAUCCGGCCUGACGCCGAAGAAACGGGAAUUCGGCACCUCGCCGAUCAAGAAGAAGUACACCGACGUUUCCGUCGGCGAGUCGGUGAAACCGCACAUCUCGAUCUCGUGCGCGGCGAAUUAUUGCGACAACUGUAAGGAGACCAUCAAGAACUUGGCGAAGCAGAUUGUAAAUAACGCGGAGAACAAUAUGAAUCACCAGAACACGAAUCUCGUCUCGAGAAUACCUAGGCCGUCCCAUAUACCUUUAAAUAACUCGAUGGACCAGAGGAGGCAGUUCAAACGGCAGGACACGUACACGAAGAUACCGUCCGCUGGUGUGAUUAGAUACGAUUCCGAUAACAAGGAGCAGUAUGAAAAUAGCAAUCGUAUCCAACAAUUACAAGGGGAGAAGAGGAAAGAUGAAAAGUCCCAAGAAAUCUACAUGGCGGAGAAGCAAGCAGAAAACGAUGAAAAGCAUGAGCUUCCAGAAUCCGCUCUGUUCCAACCCAUUCAAGAGAAACCUAGAAAGAAGGUUGAACCUUCUAAGGAAAUGCUGGCUGCCAUGAAGGUGCUGAACGACAGCCUUAAAAAAUCACCUAGCAAGAAUAUCUCUCAUCAGAUGAAGAAUGCCAUCAACAUUAUCCAACAAGAAUGGUUCAAGAUCUCUAGCACAGUAAAUGCCAAUCCUUUAGAAGUAGAGGAUUAUCUAGAUUGUUUUGAAGAAUGUUCCAGUACUUUGUUGGAGUACAUUGUCAAUAUGACUGACUCCAGUGGAAAUACUGCAAUGCAUUACGCAGUUUCCCAUGGAAACUUUGAUGUUGUGUCCAUCCUUUUAGAUUCUAAAGUUUGCGAUAUUAAUAAAGCAAAUGUAGCUGGUUAUACAGCUGUGAUGUUAGCAGCACUUGCAGAGGUCAGGAAUUCCACUCAUGCAUCCGUGGCAAAUAGAUUGUUCCAGCUGGCUGAUGUGAACAUUCGAGCAAAAUUGCAUGGCCAAACUGCCUUGAUGCUGGCAGUAUCUCAUGGCCGCAAAGACAUGACUCAACUGCUUCUGGAUGCUGGAGCGGCAGUUAACAUUCAAGACGAGGAUGGUAGUACAGCUUUAAUGUGCGCUGCAGAACACGGACACACGGAUAUUGUGCGAUUGUUACUUGCACACCCAGACUGUGAUCCAUCAAUCGUCGAUAUAGACGGCAGUUCCGCUCUGAAAAUUGCGUUAGAGGCUGGCAAUCGGGACAUCGGCGUGUUACUGUACGCCCACGAACGCGUGAACAGAGGAACAAGUCCUUAUUCGUCAAUGAGACGAAGCAGAAGAGGAUCCAAACCAACAACGCCUACUGGACCGUCUCCUUCGGCUCCGGUUAGCCCCGCUCCGUCCCGUAGAAUUCAUUCAUCGACCAUUUCACUGAACUCCUCCAAAUAUUCUGCCAAGUAACUCGCAAACGUUGGAAGACAUUCAUUGACACUUAACAAUACCAGCAGUUUAUAGACAACUGGAAUUACAAACGUAUCACAUGACCAAGCAAUAAUAACAAUCGGCGUCCCGUGUUUCCUAUAUUUAUUGCUAACGGUGUUUUAGUCUGUAUCGUCGAUUACAAUACUUUAAGGUUUAACUAUUGCAUAAACGAUCAUAUUCUUGCCUAACGGUUCAUUAGCCCUCAACACAAGCGUUUUUAAUUUAAGGUGACCAAUUAACUGCUCAACUUUGUAUACAAUUAUUCGAGAGAAGUUUGAACGUGUCGUUUUGCAAUGUCAGUCCAUGGAAUGGAUACGCACGGAACUCGUGUAAACUGAAACUUCUUUCUAGGUGCUAUCAGAGUAAUGACCUUUGUUGUUGAUAGAUUUUAAUGAGAAUAUCAAUAGCGUGGAGCUUCGGUGAUGGAACGGACACAUUCAAAAUUUGAUUCUUAACUCUAGAAACUGUGUGUGAAAGUACAAAAAAAAUUUCUUAUAUAGAAAAAGUCACAGUCCGAGAAUCAAGUAACGUCUUCCAACAUCAUCCUGUGGCAUUAAACAUUCCAAAGUGAAUCGUCAACAAUCCGAAUUUCUGAUCGCAGAAAUGUUUUCUUACAUUUUUAUGGCAAAGCAUUCGAGUUUCAGGCCUAAUUUCCGUUAAGUCCUGGGGAUCAAACUGUCGGUAGAAUAAUUGUGUACUAAUAUACAUAGAAAGACAUAAUUACAUGUAACGACUACAUGGUGCACAAAACACGACGUUCGCAACUCAUGUUGAAUUUAUAUACGAGAAAACAUUCUUAGAACUUAUCGAUCGUCGUUCGAUGUUGAAGUAGAAAUGUUUAUAGAUGUGAAAGUAUAAAUAAAUAUUAUAUAUCCGUGGAUCACGAUGUAAAAUAUCGAAGGACAUGCGAGGGAAAAAUAGAACAACUAAGUUUUAAUACUUGUUGAAAUUUGUUCAGGGUACGAGUUUUAUAUAUGUAAUAGAAUCACGGAAAUGUAAUUUCUUUUCAUUCCUCGUUUAUGCGUGUCACCUUCGUUCUAGGAAUUGGUAUGUGUAAAAAGAAUUUUUAACGUUGAACGUUUCUUAUAGGGUUGUGAAUAUCUAGACGUAACGAACGUAUUUAAGUUCAACAUCAAAGAUUUAGGUUAACAUUGUAAUGAGUAUUCCUAUCAUUAAGAAUCUAUAUUAAUGUUAAGUGGCGAAUUAUAUAUGUAUAUAUAUAUACAUAUAUAUAUAUAUAUAUGUAUAUCAAAAAUAGCA
This is a messenger RNA of Nomia melanderi (Alkali bee), 4893 nucleotides long. It is a transcript of the gene Kank, whose product is annotated as KN motif and ankyrin repeat domain-containing protein 2 kank. Lineage: Eukaryota; Metazoa; Arthropoda; Insecta; Hymenoptera; Halictidae. The record is from RefSeq and is a predicted model, not a curated record. Gene Ontology annotation, cellular component: cytoskeleton; cytoplasm. Gene Ontology annotation, biological process: negative regulation of actin filament polymerization. Gene Ontology annotation, molecular function: protein binding.